Molecule: messenger RNA, 1671 nt
Organism: Phoenix dactylifera (date palm)
Lineage: Eukaryota; Viridiplantae; Streptophyta; Magnoliopsida; Arecales; Arecaceae
Source: RefSeq, a predicted model, not a curated record
UUAUUCCUUCCCUAAACCCUCGCCCCUUCUUUCUCGGAGGAGGAAAGCAAAGGAGUAACAGCAAUGCAAGCUAGGGUUAGGGUUUCCAAACUUUUCUGCUGGAAUGUUUCCCAUUUGCCCAAGGAUUCGAUCUUGGAGAGCUCUUCGCCCGGGGCUCUCCUCCUUCGUUCUGUAUCCAAUACGCAUUUCAGCACCAGCCCCAAUAGGCCCAUGAGGGGUGAAAAAAGAAGAGAGGACCCCUCGGAAGAUCUCUUCCUUAAAAGUCUCAACUUUGGGGACGAUGGUGAGGAGGAGAGGACGGUGAAUACGAGGCCUUUGAGGGGGGAGAGGAGACUGGAUGGUGGAUCCGGAGAUCUCUUCCACGGGCUCAAAGAUGAGGAUAAGAUUCUGGGUAGAGGCCGCCGAACUCCGGAGAGCCGAAUCCCUGAAAGGCCCAUGAGGGGAGGACGGAGAGAAGAUUCUGGCUAUUCUCGCCAGAGGUUCAGGAAUCAUGGUGAAGAUUAUGAGGAAAAUUUUGGAAUUCCGGGACCAAAAUCGGCGUCUCUGUUCUCCGAUGGACCCAAGAGUGAAGAGAAAAACAAAGAAUCAAUCGACACUGGUGAUCAGUUGAAAGAUUCCGCCGAGAUAGAGAAAGGUGGUGAUAAGACUGGAGAUACCCUCUUCAAAAAACUGAAUCUUGGUGAUGCAGGCCGUGGUGGAAAGGUGGAGGAAGCUCCUCAGAAGCAAACGAAACAAUCAUCUGGACCUGACUCCAUGGUGCCCGAGUCCCAAUCGGAAGAUGCCGAUGAAAUUUUCAAGAAGAUGAAGGAGACGGGGCUCAUCCCCAAUGCAGUUGCCAUGCUUGAUGGGCUCUGCAAAGAUGGAUUGAUUCAAGAAGCAAUGAAGCUAUUCGGGCUAAUGCGUGAGAAGGGAACAAUCCCUGAGGUUGUGAUUUACACGGCGGUUGUAGAAGGGUUCUGCAAGGCAGCAAAGUUUGAUGAUGCAAAGAGGAUUUUCAGGAAGAUGCAGAAGAAUGGGAUCAUGCCGAACGCUUUUAGCUAUGCGGUUCUGAUUCAGGGCUUGUGCAAAGGGGGGAAAUUGGAGGAUUCUGUUGAGUACUGCAUCGAGAUGUUGGGUGCCGGGCAUUUACCAAAUGCGGCAACCUUCACCGGUUUGGUUGAUAGGUAUUGCAAGGAGAAGGGGGUGGAGGAAGCUGGGAGCCUGGUAAGGACUUUGAGGGAGAGAGGUUUUGCUAUGGAUGAGAAAGCUGUUAGAGAGCAUUUGGACAAGAAAGGCCCAUUCUCUCCAAUGGUUUGGGAGGCCAUCUUUGGAAAGAAGAACUUGCAGAGACCCUUUUGAUCUCAUCCUGGGAUUAAUUGGCUUUUAGAAGUAUCCUAUCAUCAGUUUGGAUCUUCAUUGCUUUAUUUUCAUACUGUUUGGUCUUAUGGAAGCUAUAGCAUUCAGUGUCUCCAAGUUCAUGCUCCCUGGAUUCUCAGUGGCUUGAAAAUCGUGUAAAAGCUGCUGGCAGUUGAUUGUCUGGUUCUUUUAUUAGAUCAAUUUUCCAUCCCAUCACGAUUGUAGUCUGAAUUUUGAAAAUAUGACCAUUGCUUAAAUCUGAUAUGUCACUUCAGAGCCACUUAUCUGUGAAUACAGGUUAGAACUGUACUUUCUCUAUAUAUUGUUACUCUCUUG